UUUUUCUCCAUUUUACCCAGCUUUGAUCUUCACCCCCUCCUUCCAUAUCAGACAUUCUCUCGAAAUUUAUGGGAAUCUACUUACCCUUUUGGAUUCUGUAGCAGAAUUCGCUUUCGCGAAGUUCCCAUUCAUAAUCUUAGCCAUCAAGUUCCGAUUUUUUGGUUGCCGGUGGGUAAUCAAUGGCAGGUUUCACCGCCGAAGAUCUGUCCACAAUCGGAGGAAUCGCCACCGUGUCGAUCCUGCAUUCCUUCAUUCCUACACACUGGCUUCCUUUCUCCAUCGUGGGUCGUGCCCAGAAAUGGACUCUCUCCAGAACCCUCCUCGUCACUGCACUUGGAGCAAUUUUGCACGUAAUAUCCACUUCACUGCUUGGUAUAACUGCAAUUACUAUGGCAAACACCAUUGCUGGUGAAGAAACAGUGCAUAAGCUUGCUUCACUUUUGCUCGUCUUUCUCGGUGGUAGUUAUGUCCUAUUGUUUUUUAUGGGAAAAGGCGGCCAUAGCCAUUCACACAACCAACCCAUGGAGAAAAUGGCUGUAGCUGGGCUUAUUCUUGUUCCAGCAUUGUCUCCUUGUGCUACAACACUUCCAGUAUUUCUUGCUGUGGGAAGUUCAUCUUCCAUGAUGGUGCUCGCGAUCAUAGUGCUGCUAUUCAGCACAAUAUCUGUGAUGACUUCGCUAGUAGCAUUGUCAUUUUAUGGGGCGAGUCAGCUGAAGUUUCAUUGGGUGGAGCGAUAUGACAAACUUCUUGUUGGUUCAGUACUGUGUUUAGUUGGAGUUUUGACCCUAAUUUUCCAUCAUCAUGAUCAUGAUCAUGACCACGGAAAAGUUGGUUCAGUUGGAGAGCACAUCCAUAGGAAGCUCAUUUCCUUGUGAGAUAUAUGAAUAUCUUUUAACUAGGAGCUUUUGAGGGUUGGCCUUGUAUUGUUUAUUUGUAUCUUCUAUAAAAAAAUGUUUCUAUGUAGAGAGUUGAUCAUCUUGUAACAUGUUUGGUUGUGUGGUUUUCAGUCUUAUAAUCACUUUUAGGAAGAAGCUACACAAUGUAGCUCAUGGAGUUGUUGUGCUUUGAAUUGUGUCUACCGCCAAUUCAAACUCACUAUCGGUAUAUUAAGAGUUGGUGUGCACUCAGUUUACUAUGUGAAAGUUGUAAAACAUUCAUAUUACUUUGUUCUUUUUUUUUUCUGUACAGAAGCUACUUAUUAAGGAAUCAAAGAGGUAUCAUUGGAAUA
This is a messenger RNA of Lotus japonicus, 1228 nucleotides long. RefSeq lists its product as uncharacterized. Lineage: Eukaryota; Viridiplantae; Streptophyta; Magnoliopsida; Fabales; Fabaceae. The coding region runs from base 180 to 875 and encodes 231 amino acids. The transcript has 3 exons. The record is from RefSeq and is a predicted model, not a curated record.